CCGUAAAAAUAACCAGGCAAAUAAAUAUACAGGUGAUAGGGAUACUCCCAGUUUCAUAGGUAUUGAGAGCGGUGAAACGUGUUUGUCGACUGGAUUCUUCCACUGCAUAAGAACAGCCGAGUAGGUUGUCAAAUCUUCUGAUUUGCCGUGAGAUUACAUGAUCAUCGUUUGUCUGUUGAUGAUGUGGUACAACUAAAGGCAUUAAUGGAACUGAAAGAAGGGUCUCUACUUUGGUGGAAUGUUUACUCUACUGCUUCAUAUCUUACUGAGAGUGAUUAGGUCAGGUUUUCUAUUCCACGUGGCAUUUUUAAUUGGAUAGUCAAAAUGACGGUCACCGUCACGUUAGUUUUUCCGUUUUCCUAUUUCCCCACAAACUUCAGCUCUGGAACUGAACUGAGAGGUCUGUCUGCCAUCCACGCAGAUGUUCCAGUUGUCGCUCUCUGACACUAUUGCCACUGGUUUCACCGCCAAGCACUGGAAAUUACUCUCUCUUCCUCCUCUUUCUCUUUCUCUCUCUGGAAAUCCUACCUGUGUUUGCAGUUUCAUACCAGGCGAUAUUCUCUUCUUUCGAAUGGCAAGUGGUUUUCGAGUUCGACAGCACUUGACAGGUUGCAAGUUGGGGUUAUGCUCAAGAAUUCAACUUUGCUCUUCCGCGGAUGGCAGAAAUGCCAUCUCGUCUGCUUUGAGAUCCUUUGGGGGGAUAUGUGAGAAGCAUUUGCAAAGAGUGAUGACAUCGACCCGUGCUUCAGGAAUUCUCAUUGAUUACCUUCAAGCAAGAUCACUUGGUUCAGCGCUUGCUGAUGGUUUAAGUCAACAGGAAGAUGAUCGUGAUCUCCCUUCUGAAGGAUCAUCCUCUGUGGCAGGAGGUAUAGUAGCUUUGGGGAAGUUUGAUGCUMUUCAUGUUGGUCAGCAACAACUUGCAAUACAAGCAUCAAAGGCUGGUGUUCCUUUUCUUUUAUCAUUUGUAGGUGUGGAAGAAGUACUUGGUCGGGCGCCUAGGGUUCCUAUAGUUGCCAAAUGCGACAGGAAGCGGGUUCUUUCCACUUGGGCCCCAUACUGUGGUAAUGUAGUUCCAGCUGAGCAUAACAUUGAAUUUUCUAGUGUUCGGCAUCUCACUCCACGCCAAUUUGUUGAGAAGUUAGCAAAGGAGCUUGGAGUACGUGGGGUCGUUGCAGGUGAGAACUACAGAUUUGGAUAUAGAGCAGCAGGUGAUGCAUUUGAGUUGGUAAGGCUUUGUGAAGAGUUUGGGAUGAGAUCUUAUAUUGUGAGCUCUAUUAUGGACAAGAAUCAAUGCUCUACAAAUAAAGACUUCAUUGAUUCAAAAGACAAAGGACAAGUAUCAUCAACUCGUGUUCGCCAUUAUCUUUCUGAAGGCAAUAUGAAACAUGUUUCAGAACUUUUGGGCCGCAAACACCGUCUCAUUUUGAAGAUGACAGACCAAGAAGGAUUAGUUAUCACGAAGAACAGGAUGUCAGCUUCUAGGCUUUGUUUGUUAAAUCUACCGCCCAAGGAUGGUGUAUAUGAGAAUUGUUCUCUUCUUGUUGGUGAUAAUAUCUUCGUACCAUGCAGAACAAUCAUUGAAACAACCUGGAUCCAUGUAGAAUUAGAUGGAGAAGGCGCUUGGACAAAUGUUUUUCAAGACUGCAGAUUUAUCACCAUUGAAUUUGAUGAUAAAAGAGUACUUUUGGAUUAAAUCUAUUUGUUACAGAACGGUGGAUUUUUGAAACACUAACAUUUACUCAUUACUGCUUUGACGGAUA
This is a messenger RNA of Nelumbo nucifera (sacred lotus), 1760 nucleotides long. Its product is annotated as FAD synthetase 1, chloroplastic-like. Gene Ontology annotation, cellular component: chloroplast. The record is from RefSeq and is a predicted model, not a curated record. Gene Ontology annotation, molecular function: FMN adenylyltransferase activity. Gene Ontology annotation, biological process: riboflavin biosynthetic process; FAD biosynthetic process. NCBI's taxonomy places the organism in Eukaryota, Viridiplantae, Streptophyta, Magnoliopsida, Proteales, Nelumbonaceae.